AUGUCAAAUAACACUACGAAUACUAACAGUGGAUUAGAUAUAACCAAUUUAGAUGAUUUACGUGAUCCAUCGGGGAUUUUCUCUCUGAUUGAAGUUGUCGGUAAAGGAACUUACGGGAAUGUCUACAAGGGGAGGUAUACGCGUACUGGCCAAUUGGCUGCAAUCAAAGUUAUGCCGAUUACUGAAGAGGAUGAAGAAGAAAUUAAACUGGAAAUUGAUACUUUGAAAAAACUCUCAAAUCAUCGAAAUAUUGCCAGCUACUAUGGUGCAUUUAUUAAGAAAUCUUCUCCUCGAGAUCAUUUAUGGCUUGCUAUGGAGUAUUGCGGAGCUGGAUCAGUUGCUGAUCUUAUCAAAAGUACUCGUACAAAAUCAUUAAAAGAAGAUUGGAUUGCCUAUAUCAGUCGAGAAAUUCUUCGAGGUCUUAUGCAUUUACACGCAAAUCGUGUGAUUCAUCGUGAUAUUAAAGGUCAAAAUGUAUUGCUCACUGAUAAUGCUGAGGUUAAGCUUGUUGAUUUUGGAGUCAGUGCACAGUUGGAUAAAACAUUUGGUAAACGAAAUACAUUCAUUGGAACACCUUAUUGGAUGGCUCCUGAAGUAAUCCAUUGUGAACAAGACUCCAGUUGUACAUAUGAUGCACGUUCAGAUAUUUGGUCAUUAGGUAUAACUGCCUUAGAAAUGGCUGAAGGUCGACCACCAUUAUGUGAAAUGCAUCCAAUGCGUGCACUUUUUCUUAUUAUGCGUAAUUCCCCACCACGUUUGAAACAAGCACCAAAUGGUUCACGACAUUGGACACCAAGAUUUCAUGAUUUUGUUAAUAAAUGUUUAACUAAAGAUUUUCAUAAACGUCCAAAUACCUCAGAAUUAUUUCGACAUGAUUUUAUUACAAAUUUACCUAAUGAACGACAAAUACGUAUUCAACUUAAAGAUCAUAUUGAUAGACAUAAACGAAAUAGACAGACUGAAGAGCACGAGAAAAUUUAUGAAUAUGAAGGAAGUGAUGAAGAGGACGAAGAGGAGACGAGUGCUGCUGCUAAAGGCGCUGCAGCAGCUGCUUUAGCGAUGUCUGCCGCUGCUGCAGCCGUUGGCGGUGGCGUUGGUGGUGUUGGUGGUGUCGGUGUUGGAGCUAAUGGACAAGGACAUCGUCUGCCUAAUCAACAUCCACCUCAGUAUCGUCAUCCACCGGAUAAAUUAUACCCUAAUCAUCAAAUGAUGCGACCUGGCGGCGGGGGUGAUCAUAAUGAAUUUGUCCCAUUCCCUGGAGCAGCACCACCACCAACAUCCUCAGUUGCAGGAUUAAACUUUAAACAGCAUACACCGGCGAUUUCAGUGGAUCCUCGAUUCGCUGGAAGAAAUCCUAUGCCAACAGCAAUGAAUAAUAAUAAACUACCCCUUGCUACACCUCAAUCGGGUAUGCAUCACAAUAAUCGAUUAUCAAGAUUAGAUGAAGGUGAAUCAGCUACUGUGAAUGCUAAAGAACCAGGUGAAAAUACACUACGUCAAAAUUUCGCUCGCUUACAGGAACGUGAACAUCAUCCAGCUGUAGGUGUUGCACCUCAACGAUCUAUCGUCAAUGGACGCCCUCAAUCAUCCUCCUCUUCAUCUGGUCAUCAUUUCCCACAACAUUCACGACCAUUAAACAGUAGUCGUGUUCCUCCACCUGUCUAUAGUCAGUCACAGCAUCAUCAACAGCAACAACAGCCACAACCACAACAGCAACAACAAAUACAUUCAAAUCAACCGAAAUUGGGUGUUCUAGCUGCUGGAAGUCGUUUAGCUGGUGCCGGUGGUCCAUCUCCUUUACCUUCUCAUAGCACUACUUCCACUACUACAACUACGUCUACAGUAUUGGAUACAUCUGUAGAUAGCCAGUUUGUAAGCAGCAGCAGCAGCAUCAGUGAGGGUGUUUUCACUUCGUCCUCGGUUAAUUCUGUAAAUCCACCGACAUCGGUUAUCAGUGGCGGCGGUGGUCAGCCUCCGCAUCAUUUUCCCCUACAACAUCAUAGAGCAUCUGUGUCCAAUCCUCCUUUCAAUCCUUUUCAUCUCAAUGUAAAUGCUGCUGUUACGUCAUCACCAUCACCGUUGUCAUUGGCGGUGACUUCUUCUUCAAAUGAUCCUACGGGGGCUGGUAAUUUAUCACCAUUUGUAUCACCAUUUCGUGCAAAACUUGCCAAUCCUGGUCCACCGCCUGUCCCAUUACAUCAGCAGGUUCGUAUUGGUAGCAGUGUGUUGAAUGGUGGAGGAGGAGGCGGACAUGGAGUCGCUGGUGGUGGUGGUGUGUCAGUAUCUGGAAGUAGUAGUAAUGAUGAACCAUCGAAUCCACUGGUUGCCAGUUCCCGGCAUCAACAUAUAGUUGCACCGAAAUUUCCAUCUGCUCGUCCAACAAGUCAGGCUGUGCCACAUUUAGAUCUUCGAAAACCACCCCUAGAAUCAGCUUUACCCCAGUCAAUUAUCACUGCAACGAAUGCAGUUGUCAGUCAGUCGAAAUUAUCAAACAAUGUUAGUAUAUCAAGUCCUGUUAACCGGUCUAGUGGAGCGGCGAUGGCUUUUGCCGCCUCAACAACAACAUCAACAUCUGCUGUCACUACUACCACUACUUCAACAGCUGGAGGAGUUUUCAAUGGGAAUUUGAUGCGUCAGUCAAUAGCAUCAUCACAUUUAACUCCCGGUAUGCAUAAUCGAUCACCUGUACAUCAGAUAUCUUCAGCUGAUGAAAAUGUUCGAUCUCGUGCUUCUCAGAGUGCUGCUAUUACCACCACUACUACUACUACUACUACCAGUAGUUCUACAAAUCAACCUGAAUUACGUCCACAUUCAAAUAAGCAAAUACCAUCGACACGGUUGAAUUCAAGUGUUAUACCACAGAAGUUACAUAGUCACCAUGGUCAUCAUCAUCAUCAGCAUCAACAGCAGCAGCAACAUAAUCAUCCACAACAUUCACGUCAUAUCGCUAGUAAAAAGCCUGAGAUAUCACGUCUUGAGCAUGAUGUAUUGAAAGUGAUAGGCAAAGAAUCGUUAUUACCUGUAUCCAUUGGUAACGAAGUUAUCGCUGUAACAUCAACAGCAACGACAACAACAACAACUACUACAACCACGAUCAGUAGUAGUGUUACUAGUACCAAAACACUGACAAGUGUCCCAUUGACAACAAAUGUGUCACCUUUGAUGAACAGUAGUACACAUCAAUUCCAUGUGAAUUUAUUUCAAUGGCUUAAACAAGCUCAGUUGAAUCCAUCGUCUGCAUCAUUGAUUUAUUUACGUGAACAGUUACGACAGAAUUUAUUCCUGCAGCAACAACAACAGCAACAACAUCGAUUACAACCGACACAGAUACCACCACCGCCACCCCCACAUGUGAGUACACCGUCAUCACAGUCAAUCAUAAGGACUGUACUACUACCAUCGUCUACCUCUAAUAUGAUCCACCAUUUUCCAAGGCAGCAGCAACAGCAACAGCAAACAAGCUUGGUAAAUAUAUUAAAUCAAUUCCCUGAAGCGGUAGUAGAUAAUGAUUGGUUCGGAUCUAAUGUUGAUUUGAUCGAAGUUAGAAACAGUAGUACGAGUAGUAGUAGUCAUAUCAAUGACAGUACUGAUGACAAUGCUUCAUCACCACCACCUGUCCUCGACCUCUCCUCCACAUCCUCAGCAUUAUCAUCGCCGAAACCACCAUUAGGGCCAAGAUUGUUAAGACGUCGAUUGCCUAAGCCUAGACCAGAUGAAUUUAUUGUUGUUGAAGAAGAAGAAGAGGAAGGGGAGGGAGAGAAGGAGAGAGAAGAAGACAGCGGCGUUGGUGGUGGUGAAGACGGUGAAGCCGAUGAACGCCAGUUGAAUAAAGACAAUGAAGAAAGCCUUGGCUUACACAAUGAUUAUAAUUUAACUAAAAUACCACAAGCUGUUUAUAAUUAUUCCUCUCCUAAAUUGAAUCAAUCGUCUUCCACUAAUGAUGACCUGCAUCAAAUCAAUACUCGAGUGAUGAGAAAACUGGUGGUGGAUAGUGGUGGUGAUGCGUCCUCGUUAAGUCGGAAUGCUAGCUGUCCGCCUAUUCCUCCUGGAACACAUGAUACUACUGAGAGUAAUAUGGAUGGUGAUGAUGAUGUUGAGGAUAGUCAAAGAAAGCCAGAAGAAAUGAUCAGUUUACAAUCGGAACUUGAUCAGUUGGCGGCACAAUUGACUAAUUUAGGCGCUGUUUCACCUAGCCCCAAUAGACAAAAUAAUAAUAAUGUAAUGAAUGGUGGAAAGUCAGAGGGUAAAAAGUCAACCAAUAGACGUCAACACCGACAGAAUUAUGAAAAUAAUGCUCAUUUAUCAAAAUUGCCGAAUGAUCCAGUUCAUCGUCAUCAUCGUCACCAUCAUGAUUCAAGUGGACGUGAUCGAUCUAAUUCAUUGUCAUCGUCGACAUCAUCCUCAUCCUCGUCAUCUACGAACUCGUCAGUAUCAUCUGAAAAUGGUACCAGUAAUAAUAAUAUAAAUUCACCAAUUCACAUGAAUAGUAAUAACAAUAAUAAUAAUAACAAAUAUUCAACAAGUAAUUCAUCUACAGUGAGUCGAUCUCAUUCUAUCGGUUCACCGAAUGAUUUCCACUCGUCAAGUACAACAUGUUCUUCUGGUUCAAUUUCUUCUACGAAUUCAUCAUGUGAUGAUAAUCGUAAUGCAGCAAAAUUGAAUGCAUUGAAUGGAAAACGGCAGAAAACAACAGAAGUGGAUCCUCGUCGACUCACUGUUGUUGAGAAUGUACACGUACUGAAUAAUAAUAAUAAACUGGCUGAUUCCAACCAGCCAGAUGAUUUAGACAUACUGACUAACGACCAAUUGGAUGAUAUGAAUUCUAGAGGUUAUGCAUAUGAUGACGGAGAAGCUGCUGCUAGAGAAGAUGACGAGGAUAUGGGUGUUUGCGGUGGUGACGCAGAAGACGAACAAGAAGAAGAAGAGGAUGAAGAUGAAGGUGAUGUGAUUGUUGUUGAAGAAGAAGAAGAAAAUGGUGCUGAUUUGGAAGAGGCGGAACAACUGAGAGCUACACUAUCUAUUGUUCGUACACGGCAAAGACCAUCUCUCAGUGAAUUUCUACGCAAUGGUCAUAGUGGCAAUGAUACGUCUGCUGAUAACGACACUAAUAAUGUGGUCAGUAAUGAAUCAUUCUACUGUAUAGAUGAUGGAACCUUAUCUAGUUCAGCAGUGAAAUGGCAUAAAGAAGGAGCCUUAAAUAAGGCUGUGCACUCAAUAGUAGGAAAUCUUACGUGUAAUUCAUCGGCAUCACCCCUAUAUCCUCCUCCUUCGCCUCCUCCAGUUCUAUUCCCUCCACCGCUUCCACCACGCUCUAAGCGUCAUUCUCUUUACUUCGAAAGUAACUUUACAAAACUUGAGCACAGACCUUCUGAUGUUGUCGUUGUUGAACGACAGCAACAACAACAUCCGUGUCAAAUCUUAUUAGCAGCAUUAGGCGGUUGUAGCUCUUCAUCAAAACAAUCUAAGCGAUAUUCUGCACCAGGUCUUACAAUUCUGAAACCGUCAGAUGAAUUUGCAAAGGAGACAUUGUGCAGUUUAGCGUCAAUUAUUGAAUCUACAUCUGGAACUAUCGGUCGAUCUGGUUCAAAUGAAAAUACACCAAGUAAAUCAGCAACCAGUGGAAAUGAUAAUAUCAAGCUUGUGUCAUCAUCAAAUGGCUAUCAUCCGACUACUACAGAUUCAGAUAUGGCAAUCACAAGUUCAGCUUCUUCAAAACUAAUGGAUAGAAAUGACAAAGAAGGAGUAGGUAGAAUACAUGAUGAACCUCAACCUCCACCGCCACCACCACAUUCGUCAGAUAUUAUUCACGCUGGACAGUACACUGGUAAGCAGUCGUCACAUCAACCGUUCGAUGGCAGUAGUAGUACAAAUAUUCUAACCAAUCAACCUUCUUUAAUUGGACAAUCCAAUGUGGCACAAAGAUCCAGUCCACAAAUCUCUCCUCAGUCUAUAGUAAUUACAGACUCAAAUAAAGCACUGCCUAGUUCAGUUUGGUCAGUUCCAGCCAAUAGUACUGCAGGCAGCAGCAGCAGCAAUGUCGCUCCUCGAGUUUCAGAGCCUAGUCCACGUGCAAAUCAAAAAACGAAAGCUCAGUUCGAUGGUCAAUCAUCUCAGUCAAGUGGUGCUGGUGGCGGCGGCGGCGCAAGUAGUAGUAGUAAUUCAUCCUUCGGUCUCAUUAAAUCCGUUGCCCUAUCGAAUCCAAUCUGUGCUAAUCUACUGAAUUUCAGUCUACCGUCGAUCACCACAUCGAAUGCGGUUAUUACAACUGGUCCACCACGUGGUGGUGGUGGUGGUAGUACUACUGGCAUAUUAUCAACAACUGUCAAUAUCAAUAACCUGCCAACAACAGCUACUGGUUUAGGCGGUGAUACACCCGAGAUUCAAGUGUAUAAAAAACGCUUUAAUUCAGAGAUUCUAUGCGCAUCCACAUGGGGUGUAAAUCUGCUAAUUGGUUUGGAGACUGGCCUAUCUCUAUUAGAUCGUAGUGGUGAAGGUCGAGUGUAUUCCCUAAUAACAAGACGAAGAUUUGCACGAAUGGCUGUUUUAGAAGGUCAAAAUAUUCUAGUUACAAUAUCUGGACGUAAAAAUCGUGUACGUGUAUAUUAUUUGUCAUGGCUACGAAGUAAAAUUAUGAAAACUGAAGGGUGUGAUAAAAAGAACGGUUGGGUUAAUGUUGGUGAAAAUCUACAAGGAGCUGUACAUUUCAAAAUUGUGAAGUAUGAAAAGAUCAAAUUCCUUGUCAUUGCUCUGAGAGAUUCUGUAGAGAUCUAUGCUUGGGCACCUCGUCCUUAUCAUAAAUUUAUGGCUUUUAAGCGAUUCUCUGAACUGAAACAUCGGCCGUUACUGGUCGAUUUAACAGUUGAAGAGAAUACCCGAUUAAAAGUGAUCUAUGGUUCAUCUAGUGGAUUUCAUGCUAUCGACCUAGAUUCGAAUACAGUCUUCGAUUUAUAUAUUCCUUCAUUGAUCAAUUCACAGAUCACACCUCAUUGUAUAGUGGUUCUUCCCAAUACAGAUGGGAUGCAAUUACUUUUAUGCUAUGAUACUGAAGGUGUCUAUGUAGAUACAAAUGGUAAAUUAACUAAAAAUGUCGUUAUACAAUGGGGUGAAGUGCCAACCUGUGUUGCUUAUAUAUCCACUGGCCAAUUACUCGGUUGGGGUUUAAAGGCCAUAGAGGUUAGAUCAGCUGAAACUGGCCACCUGGAUGGUGUAUUCAUGCAUAAACGUGAACAGAAAUUCAAAUUCCUCUGUGAACGUAACGACAAGGUCUUCUUUUCAAAUACCCGAUCUGGACCACCUCAAGUAUCAAUGAUGACUCUUAGUGGAAUUCACUGGUAA
This is a messenger RNA of Trichobilharzia szidati, 7335 nucleotides long. The record is from the annotation of a GenBank genome assembly. NCBI's taxonomy places the organism in Eukaryota, Metazoa, Platyhelminthes, Trematoda, Strigeidida, Schistosomatidae.